Messenger RNA from Cloeon dipterum, 2779 nucleotides. RefSeq names its product nyctalopin. Gene Ontology annotation, cellular component: extracellular matrix. Lineage: Eukaryota; Metazoa; Arthropoda; Insecta; Ephemeroptera; Baetidae. The coding region runs from base 283 to 1758 and encodes 491 amino acids. Gene Ontology annotation, molecular function: protein binding. The transcript has 9 exons. The record is from RefSeq and is a predicted model, not a curated record.
CCAGGGUGUGCGAGGGUCGCGGUGCCCCUGCUGCCGCGACCGCGUCGGAUGCGAGCAGCGCGGCAGGCGCAAGUCUCUUCCAGGAGCCAGCGAGUUCAGUGUGCGGCUGAUCAAGGCAUGGGGAUGCCAGGUAGCCUCCUCUCGCACCGACUCUAGGGACUGAAGUGAAGGGUUGCGGACACCGGCGCAUGGCCGGUGGUGCAUUUCGGUGCUAGCAGUACAACGGCCAUCACGUCAACCGAGAGGGGUGGAGGUGGUGAGGCGGAGAGAGACUAGAACAGCAUGGCCAGGCAGCAGCCACGCCGCUCGCCAGAGCGAGUGGCUGUGUGGCUGCUGUUGGCUUUGGGCCUGUGUUUGAGUGUGGGGGUCUUGGGGGCCCCGUCGCAGUGCCCCGCGUACAACGAGAUCAGCCCGUGCAUCUGCAACGUCAAGAAGAAUGGUCUCGACCUGCUGUGCGAGUUCACCGACCUCAGCCACAUUUCCAAAGCGAUGGGCGUGCUCAAGGGCCGCCAGGUGGUCCUCUACUACCUCAAGCUGCGUCACAACAACCUGCCUAAACUUCAAGGUUUCGUUUUCCUCAGUCUGGAUAUCAGACACCUGACCAUCCACAACAGCAGCCUGGCGGUAGUGGAGGAAACAUCUCUGAGCUCGGUGGGCAAGGGCCUCACGCAGCUGGACUUUUCGCAGAAUUCUCUGCAGCUGGUGCCGACCUCAGCUCUGAAGCUGCUGCACAAGCUGCUGAUCCUCAACAUGAACCACAACAGGAUCGGCACUGUGCAUGCCAGGGCCUUCGAAGGGCUGGACGCCCUUGAGAUUCUCACCCUCUACGAGAAUCGGAUCAGCAACAUCGACCAGGACGCUUUCAAGGGGCUGGAAAAGAAGCUGCGCCGAUUGAAUUUGGGAGGCAACGACUUGAACUCGGUACCCACAGCGGCGCUGUCGGUUCUGGAGAAUUUGCAUAAGCUGGAGUUGCCAGAGAACAAAAUCACCGAGAUUAAUGAGGGAGACUUUGAAGGUCUUGGAAAUCUCGACUCGCUCGUCUUGGCACACAACCACUUGAGAGUCGUCCCAGCUAGAGCCUUCGCCACCCUCACUAGACUAAACUCUCUCGAGUUGGAAGGAAACGGCAUCUCCAGAGUCGAUGCCGACGCGUUUGUGGGAAUCGAAGAGAACUUGCAGUACUUGCGACUGGGUGACAACAACCUCCACGAAAUCCCCAGCGACGCGCUCAGGUCAUUGCACAGGCUGCGCCAACUGGACCUCAGUUCGAAUAACAUCACUGUGGUUGCGGAGGACGCGUUCGUUGGAUUUGGCGAUUCAAUCACGUUCCUCAAUUUGCAGAAGAACGACAUAAAAACUUUGCCAGCACUAACUUUUGAGAACUUGAACUCCUUGGAGCAGCUAAACUUGCAGUAUAACAAGCUGGACCGUCUGCCAGAAGAAGUCAUGGAGCCAGUGAUGGAUACAUUGCGGAAUUUGGACGUUACAGGCAAUCCCUUGGAGUGCACGUGCGAGCUAACUUGGUACACGGAGUGGCUAAGACGGCUCCGUGGCAAAGAUGACGAGAUAAUGCAGAAGAAGAACUCCAUGUGCGUGCUAACGCGCGAACGCCACGAGUACAACAUGAAGAGCCUGCCGCUCGACCGCAUGAACUGCGUGGGCAAGAACCUGGAACGGCUGUCGUCCAGUUCCAAGUCGCUGGGGGCGUUGGCCACCCUCACCUGGGCGGCCUCUAUGACCUGCCCCCUUCUCUUCUGAGCAAACGUACACACACAUUCACAAAUUAGCGUCUAUUCAACCUUACACAUAUCAAGAUUAAGACCUUACAACUCUAUUUAAUCAGACGAAAUACAUAUCAAUGUGUCUGUGGUUUUCUCACACCUAUGUCACACACAUUUUGGAUGUCUUUCUGGAGCAUAUCACUUUGCUGUCCUCCAAGGAGGCAGGAUGCUGUUGAACCAAACACGAAAUAACUGUUAGUGUAUAAUGAAAUAGUCGGUAAGGAAGCAUUGUAAGUUACCAUUGCCGCAAGCGCCAUGUUCUGGUUUUCGUUCGAUUUGUAAAGUACACACAAUAACGUUAAGCAUUUUAAGAAAAGGUUUGAACACCAUUCUAAAGACUUGAAUUCGCAGAUCGGCAUUCUUGAUUUUUUUACGUAGCCAUCGCCACAAUGAAUUAGAAUCACUAAAUGAACGCAUCUAGUUUUUGCUGGGGUAGUCUUAUAGUUUCUGUGUGGAAUCUUACUAAUAGGCGUGUAGUUGUUCAUUAGCAAUUGAGAGUGUAGUUGUUAGAGUGUUUAACGUUUUGGUGCCGAGGGUUUCUUGACCCGCAACCAUCGACCACAAUGAAAUACAUAUCCACUGUAAAAUUGAUCAAAUAUCGGCCUCCCGAUCGGCCCAAUGGCACUCGCUUCCUCGAGGACCGAUUUUCUUUCCAUCCGUCGCGCGCCCAAAAGUCAGACAGUGGUCGGCCCUCGCCCAAGUGGCUCAGUCAUUUCGAUCCGCUCUCGCCGAGGCCGAAGACACAUAUCUAGCACCACAAUUCACUAAUUUGACAUAUCUCUUGUGUGAAUCGGUGUUAAUAUUUACACUCAAAUACAGAUACAUAUCAUCAUUAUAUUAUACUCUCUACACGAGAAGCAUUAUUGAGAUAAAUUUAAGAACUGCGUACCAUGCGUCUUGAUAUAUUCCAAUUAUAUAAUGUGUAUUUUACUUGAGGAAUCAAGAAAUUUAUAUAUGUUGUGCGCUUAAACGAAAUAAAAUUAUUAAUUGUAAAACAA